Molecule: messenger RNA, 2529 nt
Organism: Perkinsus marinus ATCC 50983
Lineage: Eukaryota; Perkinsozoa; Perkinsida; Perkinsidae
Product: replication origin activator 2, putative
Exons: 29
Coding region: 19-2487 (822 amino acids)
Biological process (GO): DNA replication; DNA strand elongation involved in DNA replication; double-strand break repair via break-induced replication
Cellular component (GO): nucleus; MCM complex
Molecular function (GO): single-stranded DNA binding; ATP binding; single-stranded DNA helicase activity
Source: RefSeq, a predicted model, not a curated record
UUACCAUAAAUAAACAAUAUGGCGGAUCUUAACGGCGCCGAUAUCCAAGCUGGCAUGUCGAUGAACGAACAGGAGCUCUUCAAUGCCGCCAAGCGGGCCUUCAGAGAGUUCCUUUCCGACGAACGGGAGAGUCAGAAAUACAUGGUCCAGUUCCGAGAAAUUCUUGCUGGGGAGAGGCAGCGUUUCACAAUCGACCUCAUGGACCUAGAGGACUGGCAACCGGGACUUGCCAAGAAGAUCAUCAAGAAUCCCGCGCUGUAUAUGCCGGCCUUUGAUGAGGGCCUUGUGGAGGCCAUCUUGCAUGAGGACGCCACGUUCGGCAAGAAUAAGAGUGGUGUGUUUCCGCGUGUCGGUAUCGAUGGCGUUUUCGGCGCCAACCAUCUCACCCCACGUGGUCUCAGCAGCGAGGUUAUUGGGGAAUUGGUCUGUGUUGAGGGCAUCGUCACAAGACUAGGCCUCUGCAGACCACGCCUGAGCAUGUCGGUCCACUACUGCCCAGCGACCGGUGACAUGCGAACGAAGGAACAUAAGGAUUACACUAGUCUUACCACCACUACAGACACUGGCGGAGCAGUGCCGAAAGAGGACGAAGAUGGCAAUCGAUUUUCCUGGGAGCACGGUCUUUGCCUGUAUAAGGACUUCCAGAGGCUCACCAUGCAAGAGAUGCCAGAGCAAGCCCCUACCGGAGUGCUGCCGAGAAGUGCUGAAGUCCUUUGUACCGGGGAUAUGUGUGAUAGGGCCAAACCUGGGGACCGUAUCGCCGUUAUUGGUGUCUAUCGUCCUAUAGCCUCCUUCACGGGUGGUAUCAGCUCGGGAGUUUUCCAGACGGUCAUCAUCGCUGUUGAGAUCAAACAGCUGCAAAUCCAGGCAAGGCAGCCUACGCUCAAUAAGGCAGAUAUUAAAUUCAUGAAACAGAUAGCCAAGCGCAAGGACACCUUCGAGGUGCUGUCUCGCUCCUUCGCCCCUUCUAUCGCUGGUCGUGAUUGGGAGAAAAAGGGUAUGCUAUUGCAGCAGCUGGGAGGAGCUGAGAAGAACCUGGCGAAUGGGACACAUCUUCGAGGUGACAUCAACGUCCUUUUGAUCGGAGAUCCUUCAUGUGGCAAGUCGCAGCUUCUCCGCUUCGUCAUGAACACUGCUCCUCUGGUCAUCUCUACCACCGGUCGUGGCUCAAGCGGUGUGGGUCUGACAGCUGCUGUUACAGUGGAUAGGGAGACUGGCGAGCGGGCUCUGGAGGCCGGAGCCAUGGUGUUGGCUGACAGAGGAGUUGUUUGUAUCGAUGAGUUCGACAAGAUGAGUACUGCUGAUAGAGUAGCGAUCCACGAAGUGAUGGAGCAGCAGACGGUCACAGUGGCUAAGGCGGGGAUACAUACUAGCCUCAACGCUAGAUGCUCGGUGCUGGCGGCAGCGAACCCUCUAUAUGGCAAUUUCGACGGCAACAGGACCAUUCAAGAGAACAUAGCUCUUCCCGACUCGUUGCUCUCUCGUUUUGAUCUAGUCUUCGUGGUCCGUGAUAAGAUGAGUGAGGCUGAGGAUAGGAAGAUAGCUAGUCAGGUGUUGGCCCAAGUCCAGAAUCGUGUCAAUGUUGCGACCAUUACCGCGGCCGGCAGGGAUGGUUCGAAGAACCACACCUCCAUCCUCGAACCUGGCUUGUACGAUAGAGAACCUCUGUUAGUCGGCAAGGCCGCUGAAAAGGGCAAGACAAGUGACAAGAACGAUGUAUACACUAAGUACCAAGGACAGACGGGUGAUGCUGUGACAGUGGAUUUCCUAAAGAAGUAUAUUAUGUAUGCCAAGAAUAGGCCGAUGCCUCAACUGACGGAGGAUGCCAUUGAAGAAGUGGCUACGUUGUACAGUCUGUUGAGGAGGGAGAGUGCUGAUGCUGCCGAGAACGGGACUCAAGGUCUCGCUGUCACUGCACGAACCCUUGAAGCCGUUAUUCGUCUCUCUACUGCCCAUGCGAAACUGAAGCUCCAGGCUAACGUAUCGAAGGAUGAUGUUCUGAUGGCGAGGGAAGUCAUCUUUGCAGCCAGAGGUCGGGAUGCUAAGGAUAUCGAUGAGGACAUGGAAGACGAAUUCGAGACAGCUAGGAAGCCAGCACGCAAGCGCAGGCAGAGUCAGCUUGAUGCAAGCCCGCCACCGACUGACAAGCAGGCAGAACAGGCCGCUCCUGAGCCGGCCGAGCGUGUGGACGUCCAGAAAACAACUCGAUCUAAGCGCACGCGUGUGCAACAGGCACCAGCUGAGCCACCCGCGCCCGUCGCGGUUGGAGGCAACAGAAUCGACGAUCUGUGUGAGCUGGUGGUUGAUGUGUUCUCUGCCGAAAGGACGCAGUUCAUGAACAUUGACGACUUGCGUGACAAGGUCAACGCUCUCGCUGAACGGAAGAAGCUCAGUGUCUUCACAACCGCGGAGUUCAAUGGUGGACUGGAAAGUCUCCAAGAAGACAACAAGGUCUUUAUUAGCUCGGACUUGGUCUACAUUGUAUAAGCCUUGUUGGUUCGGUGAACCAAUUGCAUGGCUGGUGGAAGG